Zootermopsis nevadensis is the source of this 5395-nucleotide messenger RNA. Lineage: Eukaryota; Metazoa; Arthropoda; Insecta; Blattodea; Termopsidae. The record is from RefSeq and is a predicted model, not a curated record.
CGUAAGAAUUAGAACGCGACGCACAGUCAGGCUGAAGCACUCGAAGAUGUGCUGAGAGGCAUCUGCACUAGGCGUGUAAUUGAAAUCUCGUGUUUCUUGUUUCGGAGUGGGAGUCAAGGUGAACCGGUGCAUUGGGCUGAGGACAGUCGUCCAGACCUAACACGCGGUUCGGCGAUACAAACUGGAGUUAUUAAAUUAUUGAAUUCAGGGGAGAACACUUUGAAUUAGGAAAAAGGAAGCAACGUGGUUAUGAAGAAAGUUUCAUAAUUUGUAAUCUUAACGGAUGGGAUGAGUGAUGUGUACAGAAUGCAUGCAAAGACUUAAUCGGAAACACCUGGAAACAAAAAAUCUUGAAAUAAUUGGACGUAGACGGCAGGAUAGAAUUCAAAUUUAUCUUAGAUAUAAUCUCGCUGGGGUCAGUGGUUAUCUGCGUUAGCGAUCUCAUGUAUGAGGCUGCCUACCAUUACUUCGUGUUGAAUGAAUAGUUCCGUUUUUCGCCACGUAACCCUUCUAAGUCUUUGGGAUAUAAACUGUGUGUGAACGUGUCCACUUUGUUCACGGUGCGACCCAGUGAUUGUCUUCUCAACGGUUCACUGUACAAAAUGAAGGAGGUGGUCAGUGGCUGCAAACUUAUCUUCAACCUCUGCUGGGAGCUGUGAGUGGAGGCAGGGCGGUGACGAAGGCAGCCGACAUGGAGCUGCACACCUCCCAGUACACUACACUUCUGCUGCUUCUGGGUCUCACCACGGUCAUUGCUGUCGCCAGAAAUCUAGAACAACCGCGCUACGAUACAGUGUAUGCCUGCGAGGGCAAGACUUUGAAGAUCGAGUGCAAUGAUGGCGAGCUGAUCCACCUGAUACGUGCCAACUACGGACGCUUUUCGAUCACGAUCUGCAACGAUCACGGCAACACGGACUGGAGUGUCAACUGCAUGUCUCCAAAAUCACUGCGGGUUCUUCACAGCAGAUGUAGCCAGCAGCAGAAUUGCAGCAUUCUUGCGAGCACAAGUUUGUUUGGUGAUCCAUGCCCGGGCACUCUUAAAUAUUUAGAGGCACACUAUCAAUGUAUGCCAGCAUCAUCGACCACAACAACCAGUCGUCCAAGUCCACCGUGGCUGACCACUUCUCAGCCAAGUGUGUGGAGCACAGGCAAGUCAGCCACUCUUCGGCCACCGCCACCACAAAAAUCACCCAGCACCCUAGACGGUCCACCCGUCACUACUACAGCAACAAGUAGUGUUGCCACACAGGCACCUGGAUCAUCUAGCACGAGGGUUCCACUUCCUGUAGUAGCAUCAGAAGGCGCAUCCAGACAGGCUGUCACAGAAACACAACCACCACCUCUGGGGGGCAUGACUACUGUAACUGCAUCUACAGUAACCCUAGCCUGGAAGACAACCCACAGGACAACAGCGUCCAGCACAGCGGUAUUUGAAUACGUGCCGUCACCAAGCGUGACGUGGUUUCAAGAAAAUGAUUUUCUUCAGCUGUGCAGUCCCAUGUUGGCUAGAAAUUUAUAUUGGAACUGGACACGAGCAGGAGAAGUAAAUGUUCAGCCAUGUCCUGGUGGUGCUACAGGUCUGGCAAGGUGGCGCUGUGUGACUCAAUCACCAGGACGUUUGUCUGCUCCCGCAUCAGGUUCUGGGUCCAUGUCCUCUACCUCUCUUCCACCUGUCUGGUUGCCACACUCGCCUGACCUGAGUGAGUGUCGUUCAGUGUGGCUUACCAGUCUCGAGUCUCGCGUCGAAGAGGGAGACUCCAUAAUCAGCAUUGCCAAUGACUUGUCCCAGGUGACCAGUAGCAAGACUCUGUACGGCGGAGACAUGAUGACAACAACGAAGAUCAUCAAGAAGAUGGCACAGAAGAUGUCUGUUGAUAUAGAAACAUUCCCAGAUCCAAGACAAAGAGAGGCUAUUGUGACAGAACUAUUGUAUGGUGUUGUGAAAACAGGGAGUAAUUUACUUGAUGAAUCUCAGCAUCCAUCAUGGAGAGACUUAAGUUACAAAGAACAGAUGAGGGUAGCUACCUCACUUCUGAUGGGUCUGGAGGAAAAUGCGUUCCUCUUGGCCGACACAGUGAUCAGGGAGAAGACUGUCACUCAGGCUGUGAGGAAUAUACUGUUAAGUGUUCGUGUGGUUGAGACCCACAACGUAGCAGUGGAACAGUUCCCUUCAUCUUCCACUUUGGAACAGUGGCCAGUGAGCCAGGAUUGGCUGCAGCUUCCUCGUGGAGCUCUACUUGAGAAUAGUGAAGGUGGAUUUGUUCGCCUUGUGUUUGUGGCAUUCGACCGCCUGGAGGAAAUCCUGCAGCCUCAGGCAGAUCCAUCAACAGUGGUAGUGGUUGGUGAGAAUGGUGAAGUGACUACGGGGGUCCGCCCUUCACGUAACAUGACCCGAGUAUUGAACAGUAAAGUGAUCUCUGCCUCCCUUGGCAAGGGCAGGCACAUCCAACUCUCUGAACCCGUCCGUCUAUCUCUUCGUCAUCUACGCACGGAGAAUGUUAGCAAUCCUGCCUGUGUUUUCUGGGACUAUACUAUGAGUGCGUGGUCAGAUGAAGGUUGCCAUGUAGAAAUGACAAACCAUACUCAUACAACCUGCUUGUGUGACCAUUUAACUAAUUUUGCCGUACUUAUGGACGUCCAUGCAACAUAUCUCCCUCCUUCCCAUCAGAUGGCUCUGCAGAUCAUUACAUACAUUGGCUGCAUCAUUUCCGUUGUAUGCCUUCUGUUAGCCGUUGUCACAUUCCAGUUGUUCAGAAGUUUGAAGUCUGAUCGCACGACAAUCCACAAAAAUCUUUGUGUAUGUCUGCUGGUUGCAGAAGUAUUGUUCCUUGCAGGCAUCAGCCAGACAGAUAAGCCCAUUGUGUGUGGCAUAGUUGCUGGCCUGCUACAUUUCUUUUUCCUGUGUGCAUUUGCUUGGAUGUUUCUAGAAGGCUUCCAGCUUUACGUGAUGCUGAUUGAAGUGUUUGAAGCAGAAAAGUCAAGAAUCCGAUGGUACUACAUCUUCGCCUAUGGUGCACCACUCAUAAUUGUAGCAGUGUCCUGUGUUGUCGAUCCGUUCAGCUACGGCACUCACCGAUACUGUUGGUUGCGAGCAGAUAACUUCUUCAUAUUUAGUUUUGUGGGACCAGUCAUUGCUGUGAUACUUGCCAAUCUAGUCUUCUUGAGCAUGGCAAUUUACAUGAUGUGUCGUCAUGCUAAUGCAUCAGCAUCAAUGAAAAGCAAGGAACAUUCCCGCCUUGCUAGUGCUAGUGGGAAGGAAGAAAAUGCUCUUCAGAACAAAUUACAGUCACACCUGGCUUGGUUGAGGGGAGCCAUUGUACUUGUGUUCCUGCUUGGACUCACCUGGACAUUCGGUCUGCUCUAUCUGAAUGAAGAAUCAGUCAUUAUGGCUUACAUAUUUACUGUGUUGAAUAGCUUGCAGGGACUGUUUAUCUUUGUUUUCCAUUGUGUUCAGAACGAGAAGGUUCGCAAAGAAUAUAGAAAAUUUAUCCGAAGGCAUGCAUGGUUACCUAAAUGCCUGAGAUGUUCAAAACACUCGAACGGCAAAGAGAGGCGUUCGAGUAUGUAUGCGGGCUCCAACGGGAAUCCCUCUGCCCCCAACUCCCACAGUACAGACAGCUCCGCUCUCUCACCUCAUGGGACAAGUGUGGGUACCAGCUGUGCAGCCCCAGGCUUGACCCUGGGUCCUCCCCUCACACACCACCACCGACAGCCACAUGCACCGGCACCAGCUCUGGCCAUCACUAGCUCGUAUUUCCUCCAGCGGGGGUGGAGCUCACGCAGCAGCCACGGAAAAUCCAGCCAGGUCACCGCGCCUGCCCCCGGGCUCAUCCGAGCCAACCAUCGCACUAGCACUAGUAGUCGCACCGCCACCUCCAAUCCCUCCGACCAGGAAGUCGAGGUGUGUGUUGCCACCUUGCCUUAUAUCCGUGGGCGCGGUAUACCUCCCCCUAACCUUCCCAAAUCUGCUACCACCUGGGGACCGCUUCAUAAGCCUUUAAUUUGGAAGAACAUUUCGUUUAAGUCAUACAGCCGAGAUUCAGGUCAUGGAGGUUCUGAGCAGGAGGAUUCCCCACGUUCUCACAAUACAACCACCCUGAACAGUCUAAAUAAUCUGCGGAGCCUGAACAAUAGCAAAGACAUGCGGCGUCAGCCCUACAUGCCUCCAGAUUACCAACAGGGCAUCACCAAUGAUCUCUCAGUCACAGAAAAAGGAGUAGGCCUGAGUGACAGUGAAUGUGUGACUCAUUAUUGUCGGGACCAUGAACAGGAACAUCCCUCAGUGGGCCAGAAUGGGGAGAGUUCAGCACCACAACAGCAUGGAACACGCACAGCCAAAAAGGCAAACAAUUUUCUACGUUCUACCAGCCCUUGGAAUCACACUUAUACUGAGAUACGAGAAGGAAGGCCACAGGGUCAUGGACAUGUUCUUGCACAUGUCCACUCUCAUCCUCACCCAGAUGCUCUGCCCACAGGGCCUCCAGAAGAUGAUCCAGUGUACGAGGAGAUUGAACAGAGUGAGAUUCAGGUAUCUGACAUGAGUGAUGAAGAUGGAAAGAGACAGAGUGAUGUGAGUCGACAGUCAUCACGUAGCUAUGGGGAUAAUCAUCCCCUUAUUCCUUACAGUCCUGUCACUGACCGGAACUUCCAUUCAUACUUGGAUGCAGCAUUCAAGCACCGCCUCAAGGACCAUGCCCGUUAUCACCCAGGUCUGGAUAGGGACCUGGAAGAGGUAGAUUUCAAUUGCCUAUCCCCAGCUGGUUUUCCAGUGCCAACUGACAUUUCCAGGCAUCCUUCCAACCCCAACACUUAUUUAUAUUCUAGUGAGAAUGCCCGCACAGUGGCUGUACUGGAUGGCGAGACAGUGGUGUGUCAUCUCCAGCAGCCAGAUCACCAUGAUCCUUAUAAUUCCAGAACAGUGGUUUUGCCACCAUAUAGUGAAUGUUAAUUUUAUCAGAAUGAGUGGAAGAACAUUCACAAUAGAUUAAAGUGGUAGCCAUGCAGAAUGCAGCAUGUUUCUUGUCCCCAGCUGUUUGUCUUACGAUUAACUGUGAAAUGGCCCGUAUGUCCAUUUAAUGAGCUGCCAGAAUCGUGUAGAUACCCUUGGUUUGCUGCUUGAACCAUAACCUCGUAAUGCCUUAUCUAAAGCACAGUUUAUCAAAAUUCUACGAGUGUUUUGUGUACAUAAUGUAAAUAAGUGCUUUGUACAUGUUGGACUGUGGUUACUUUGCUACUGCAGCAGUUCAUGAUGUGGCCCAAUAAAUGUGUCAUAUAUCUGUGAUGUUGCCAUGAUGUGCAUGGGAUGGACUGGCUGGCUCUCAAAGACUGCUAAACUUGUCAAGUACUGAAUCAUGAACUUGCACAGAAGUUUGCAAAUAAAUUAUUUAAGAGUUGG